This is a messenger RNA of Blepharisma stoltei, 2545 nucleotides long. Lineage: Eukaryota; Ciliophora; Heterotrichea; Heterotrichida; Blepharismidae. The record is from the annotation of a GenBank genome assembly.
AUGGAAGACCGAUCAUAUUCUUGGCUUUUAAAUCUACUUUCGUCAAAAGUAAAUUCAUUAAAUCUGCUCGACACUUAUACUAUUUGUGACCAAAAACCCUCAUUCUUUUACACAAAAAUAAAAGGGAAAACCCUUUCAAAGACCCAGCAAAGUUCAAAUUUGCGUGAUCUUCUGCUUGAAAUUUAUAAAAAUUAUACAUGGAAGCAAAAGAUCAAGGAUUCAGGGUCUCUAAUUUGCUAUUUUAUCCACCAAAAAGAAAGAAGAAGAAUUUUUGAGUCAGAUCUUAGAGAGAUUUUAUCAGUACCUUGGAUUUCUAAUUUAACUUAUAUCCAAAUGGCGAGGCCGAAUGCAGAAAUGUAUGAAGUCAUUUAUAAUUUGAGGAUGAUUUAUACUUCCAAAGGAUAUGUCACUAAAUUUUCGAGAGUUAUUGACAAUAUUGAUGUGGCUGCUAUAGUCAAUGCCAGCUUAAGCACAGCAUAGGUCUUGAGAUAUACAUACCAACUUGAGAAAUAGCCAACGAUGGCCCUCAUUUCCUUAGAAAUUUGUAUUUAACGAACUAGUCUAUGCUCAUACUGAGCUAAAAAUCAGCAUGGGCUAUACCAAUUGUUAUCAAGUUUAUGACCAAAUUUGUGAUUCAGCUUUAACGUUAAUGAUUCUAAUAGAAGAAAUGGAAACCAAGCGUGUGAUGAUCCUUGAUGUAGACUUUAUUGAAGACAUGGAAAAGAAUAUAUGAGUUUGUUUUACCAGAGAAAUAAAAAUUGCAGUGCCAGAGCUGUGUCUAGAAGUGAAAAUAGAGGAGCCUGCUUGGUCAAGCACAGGUAGCAACCCUACACCCCCACCCCCCCUUUUUUAAUGGUACCCCCACCCCCACCUCCCCCCUAAAAAAUGGCACCCCCCACCCCCCCUUUCACAGAUGGAACCCCCACCCCCAUCCCCCUUAAUAUAGCAUAAAAUAUAUGAAAAAUGCCAAUUUAGAGCAGACGUAAUAAAUAAAUUAUUAUUUAAAUAUUCAAAAUUACUGAUUUAUACAAUAUCCACAUAGCGUAGCACAAUCGAUUAAGGAGUAGAUGGAAUGGGGUGAGAAUUUCGUAUAACUAGUAAGCUCACCAAAUCUGAAAAAAUUUGUUAGCAAGUUAAUAAUGAUCUUUGGUAUUAAUUAGCAAUAUAUCCUGCAUAUAUUUAUGAACUUUGUGGAGCAAUGGCUAAAAGUCGAAUUAGAGAUCCAAAAGUAAAACUGACAAUAGCAAAUGCUAUUUUUAUUGCCACUAUGAAUCCUGUUACCAAUUCAGUCCUGCAAUCUUUGUACAACGGUAAUUAGAUUAGCUUUAAUUUAUGAAUCCAUAAAUUUAAUGCAAGUUAUUCUAUUGUGCUUGGCUAAUCUAAUAAUUAAUGCCAUUAUCUAUAUCUUUGGCAUUAUAUUUAUAGAUAUAAAAACAAAUUUAAUAUAUUUUCUAAUUAAUUGCUAAUUAAUUUAAAUUUAUUAAUUAAUCAUAAAUAUAAAGUAAUUUGUGGACUUAAUUAAAAAUAUAGUGUUUUAAUUGGGUUAUGUUUAAUUUAUUCUGCUUAUUUCCUAUCAAAUACUUCUAUAGGAUAAACCCGAGAGGAGGGGGUGGGGGUGCCAUCUGUGAAAGGGGGGGUGGGGGUACCAUUUUUAGGGGGGGAUUCCCUUAUUGGAGGGGUGGGGUGUCUGGUUGCGACCUAUGAUUGACCACCUGCUGAUCUUAAUGAUAUCCCAGUGAUGAACUAUGCUGAAGAAAAGCUCAGCAAGCUCGUUAAUGGAGAAGUUUGGACGAAAAAGCAAACCAAAGUAUCAAAAAAAAUGAAGGAAACGAAAUAUGUAGUACAAAGAGGGCACAUUAGAAAUAAAGAUAGUAUUUUGAGCAGUCCUAUUAAAAUUUUGAGGCCAAGUGAACUGAAACUUAUUGCAAGUAACAGUGAAAAAGAAUUACUAACUGGAAAUGCAAAAGAAUUUUCCGAUAAAUUUAAUUCAGCUAGUCCUGUUUAUCGAGACACUCUGAACUUUGAGUCUGUUUUUGAAGGAAAGAAAAAAGAGAUAUUAUAUAAAGAAAUCAAAAAAUGGCCUGAAAUGAGAUCUAUGCUUCGGAAAGCAGGAUAUACAAAUAUUUUGCAAGACAUAAAUAGAUGCUCUCUGAAGUAUGCAUUAGGGAAAAGCAAUACCCCAAGAGACAUAAAUGACGAUAAAAAUGAAAUAAAACAGAAAAAGAAGCGCCAUCGUCCAAAAACAAGCAGACUAAAAAUUCAUUUACCUUUUAAUGGAUCUAAAACUACAAGAAAUCCUGAAAUCAGAAGUCCAGCCACUGAGCUGCAAGAUAGCUGGAGAAAAACUUUUCAUAUGAAAUCAGCACUUAAUAUCAAAUCAAAAAUAAAUAAGAAAAAGUUCAAAUUUAUCAGUAACCCUGGGAGUGCCAAUUUUACCCCAAGAAAUAUAUCUGCGAUUGAAGUAGAACUAAAAUCUUGUUCAUAUCUUGCCAAUAAUGUAUAUACAAGUCCAAUACAAUUUAAAGUAAAUGACAAUAGUAAUUAG